Molecule: messenger RNA, 639 nt
Organism: Parnassius apollo (apollo)
Lineage: Eukaryota; Metazoa; Arthropoda; Insecta; Lepidoptera; Papilionidae
Source: the annotation of a GenBank genome assembly
AUGCGUCCAGGCAACACACCGCACCGCCAUUUUGUUACUUUAGCUGUUAAUGAAAACCUUCAGCCAACGCCCGAUAUUAAAUCUACACUUUUAGAUGAAGAUUUCUGGUCUAUGAUAGAACAAUCCACCAGUGUUCUUAAGCCUAUAGCAGAAAGUAUCUUUAAAUUAGAAGGCAAUGAAUUCAACAUACAUAAAGUAUUUAUGGUGCUAAGAAACCUGAAAUCAAAGUUAGAAUUUGUGUUACCAAGAAUCACAAUGCUGGAUGACGACAGCAAGGAGAAUAUAAAAACUUAUAUUGAAAAACGAGUUAAGCAGUGCAUAAAACCCAUACAUUAUGCGGCCUACAUGUUUGAUCCUAAAUCUGCAGGCAUUGAACUAAAUCAGGCGGAAGAAACUGAAGCCAUGGAAUUAAUCUAUAACCUCGCUGAGCAUUGCAACAUUGACUGUCUUGCUGACCUGGCUAAAUAUAAAGCUAAAGAAGGUCUUUGGAGCAAACCAUUUACUUGGAAGGCCGCUGAGAAAGUAAAUCCCAUUUUAUGGUGUGAACAUACUGUUCCAGAAAGGUCCGACAUGGAAGACACAGAUGAUGAUAUGUUGCACGAUGCUGCCAUGGAGGGUCACAUGCAAGAGGAUAUGUAA